Molecule: messenger RNA, 1213 nt
Organism: Papaver somniferum (opium poppy)
Lineage: Eukaryota; Viridiplantae; Streptophyta; Magnoliopsida; Ranunculales; Papaveraceae
Product: transcription factor HY5-like
Exons: 4
Coding region: 188-835 (215 amino acids)
Biological process (GO): response to red light; positive regulation of transcription by RNA polymerase II; red or far-red light signaling pathway
Cellular component (GO): nucleus
Molecular function (GO): DNA-binding transcription factor activity, RNA polymerase II-specific
Source: RefSeq, a predicted model, not a curated record
UAACAAUACACAAACCACCAGUAUCGCUCUGAUUACGUCUCUGAUCUGUUCUCUACCCACCAAAUCUCCCAUACUUUGGUGAAGUAUUAUCUCCGAACAUACAUUAUUUUAAGCUCCCCGAGCUGAGUAGUACUCAACAUAUCUCCUCCGCCAGUAUUACACCAGCUCCAUCUUGAAAGAGGCCAAAAUGAAACUACUUCCUCCUGAUCAUCAUGGAAACCCAUCAUCAUCAUCAUCCUCAUCAAUGAGGUGCUAUCAACAGCAGCAACAACCACCGCAGAGUUCUGCGUGGAUGUUGAACUCCUCAUCAUCAGCAUCAUUUACUCAAAACAUACAUAGUAAUAAUAAUAAUAAUGCCAAUAGCAAAGUAGAGGAGAGUGAUGAGGAAGAAGAUGACGAUGAGGACGAUGAUGAUCUAUUCACAGUACCUGAUAUGGAAGCAGAAGCAACAGCUAGACCAAGUAGUACUGAUGCAUCUCCACUAACAAAAGCUACUACUACUGCUGUUGGUGAGGAAUCACAACAAAACAACAAUGCGGCAGCAUCUGGUAAGCAGCGUAAGAGAGGCCGGAAUCCUGCUGAUAGAGAAUACAGAAGGUUGAAGAGGUUGCUUAGGAACAGGGUUUCCGCCCAGCAAGCCCGUGAAAGGAAGAAGCUUUAUGUCACCGAGCUGGAAUCUAAAGCAACAGAUUUGCAGGACAAGAAUUCAAAGUUGGAGGAGAAGAUUUCGACUUUGACCAACGAAAAUACCAUGCUACGGAAGGUCCUUAUGAACACUAGGCCUAAAGUGGACGAAACAGCUGACAUCAAACAUGAUCAUUCAGGCAAAACGUGACUCGUAAAGAUUGUACCAAGGUUGCAUCUUUUAUACCUUAUAUAGCCUGUAGUUUAGACUUUAAUGCUGUGAGGUUCAUUAUCCUAUAUUCAUAGAUUUUCUACCCUUGUGCAAAUUAUGUGCAGAGGGUUUCCUUCUGUUUGGUACCGCUGGCUGGUUCUAAUUAGUUGCUUACGUAAUACUGCUCCUAUUAGUAGAUAAUUGUGUAUAGUUAGAGGAAACCGCGUUAUCCUAUAUGCUGAUUGAGCAGCAUUGCGUCGUACUAAGCUUCACUGAUCAGAACAUGCUUAUCAAAGAUGUGUCCCUGAACUUUAUGUAUUAUAUCAGCGAAAAUUAGGUUUCAAUUCAAUAGUAUUUGCGAAAGGUAAUUAUAGGUUU